AUGGAUGAGGGUGGUUUGAAUUUGCAGAAAUCAGUGGAAGAUGGAUCAAAUGCAUCACCAUCGCAAGAUUUGUGUGUUGAUGUGAGUGGAUCAAUUGGGGAUGCGGUAGCUGGGGAUGAAAUUCAAGUGCUCAAGAAGGAUGUGGAGCAAUGUGAAGCAUGUGCAGGUGAUUCGGUAGAGUCAUCGGGCACAUUAGUGUGUCGAAUCUGUCUGGCAAAUGCUAAGGGUGACAUGCUCAUCUCCCCAUGCCACUGCAGAGGAACACUCGGAUUCGUGCACAGAGCAUGCCUGGAGAGGUGGUUCAGUGAGAGUGGAAGAUCCGAAUGUGAAAUGUGUCGCUACACCUACCGAACAACAUCUACUCUCAGAUACACCCUACUGGAAUCCUUGAGGAUUUGGUAUCGGCAUCCACACAACAGACGACUUCUCUGCACAGAUAUCCUCCUGUGUAUCCUAUUGACAAUCAUAGGAUUUGGCAUGACCCUAAUUUGCGUCGCUGCCCUUCACUACUUCAUCACCAAAGUAGAAGAUCCUAUGGAUUUUCCCAGGACCUGGACUGUUGGUUGCUUGAUAGUCUUCCUUAUUAUUGUGAUCCUCUCCUAUGUCCUAAACAUUUUCCUAGUGGUGAGAAGUCAAAUAAUACCCUGGUACCGUUGGUGGCAGAACAAUCGUCGUGUGAAGCUCCUCUUGGAGUGA
Lutzomyia longipalpis is the source of this 696-nucleotide messenger RNA. Its product is annotated as E3 ubiquitin-protein ligase MARCHF2-like. Gene Ontology annotation, biological process: protein ubiquitination. The coding region runs from base 1 to 696 and encodes 231 amino acids. Lineage: Eukaryota; Metazoa; Arthropoda; Insecta; Diptera; Psychodidae. The transcript has 4 exons. The record is from RefSeq and is a predicted model, not a curated record. Gene Ontology annotation, molecular function: zinc ion binding; ubiquitin-protein transferase activity.